This is a messenger RNA of Drosophila erecta, 1458 nucleotides long. RefSeq lists its product as uncharacterized. The record is from RefSeq and is a predicted model, not a curated record. Lineage: Eukaryota; Metazoa; Arthropoda; Insecta; Diptera; Drosophilidae. The transcript is spliced from 4 exons. Bases 107 to 1096 code for a protein of 329 amino acids.
UGUGCAUGUAGGGAAAUGCGAAUAGUGUUCAUAGAAGACCUCAGAGGAGGCACAUAUCAGCUCCUUCUGUUUUGACGCGCUGUUGGUGGUGCAAGGGAUACCAAGCAUGAGAUCCCUAAGUCUGUUGCUACUAAGCGCCAGUUGCGCGCUAAUCCUAAGUUUAGCCUACGCCCAUCCCCCCGAGGGAGUGUGGAAGAAGAAGCUCACAUGGAAGGAGGAUUGGGUCCAGGUGUGGAAGACCGUUAAGAAGGAGGCGUGGGAAACCAAGUGGAAGAAGGUUUCGGUCCCAAUUUGGAAGGAAGUCAAGGUUCCCGUCUGGAAGGAGGAAAAGGUUCCCGACUGGAAGAUCGUGAAGAAGCCGAAGAUCGAGGAGAGAGAGGUGCCCGCCUGGAAGGAGGUCAAGGUGGCCGAAUGGAAGAAGAUAACGAAGCCCAUUUGGGUGCCCACAAAGGUCGCCGUCUGGAAGGAAAUCCAGGUGCCCAUCUGGAAGGAGGUGCAGGUCCCAUUCUGGAAGGAAAUACAAGUGCCCAUUUGGAAGGAAGUACAGGUCGCAGACUGGAAGCAAAUGUUUGAGCCCCAAUGGGUGAAAAUGGGCAUUCCCGGCGAGAAGUUCUUGGGCAAGGACCACGAGGGCUGGGAGUACACCAGCCACGAUCUCUGGCGCAAGAAGCUGAUCUGGAAGCCCGUGUGGAAGAAGGUCUGGCGCACCGAGAAAAAGCAGGAGUGGAAGACGGAGAAAAAGCAGGAGUGGCGCACCGAGAAGAAGCAGGAGUGGAAGACGGAGAAGGUGCAGGAGUGGAAGCAGGACAAGAAGCUGGAGUGGAAGGACGAGUGGAUCCAGGUGUGGAAGCCCGUGAAGAAGCAGAUCUGGAUCAAGGAGAAGCGCGAGACCUGGAUCGAGGAGAAGGUUCAGAUCUGGCGCACCGAGAAGCGCCAGGUGUGGGCCACCGAGAAGCGGCAGGCGUGGAAGGACGAGUGGCAGUCGGUCAACGUGCCCGUCUGGAAGGAGGUCAAGGUGCAGGAGUGGAAGAAGGUGUGGAAGCCCGUCUGGGAGAAGGUGUGGGUGCCAGUGAGCCAUGGCCACGGAUGGGACUAGGUCCGCGGCAGGGGUCUCCGCUUGGCUGCCAGCCAGGCGACAGCACUGAUAUCUGAUAACUGAUCCCGCUGAUCCUGCUGAUCCUGCUAAUCCCCUGGGGUCUGCCCCAUCCUCCGCAGAUCAGGAUCCUCGUUGUGUGCAACCCAACACGCUCAAAUUGUUACAUAGACUUCAUGUUGUAAGGCAUCCCACUUCCUCCUGCAUUCUGUACAAAACACCUUCAUACCUUUCGUUACCUGUUGGAAUUACCCAUUACCCAUAAUUGCCUCCAUCAUCGCCGUCUCCCACAAGUGUACAAAUUAGUCAUGCGCGCGUUUGUCUUUAAGUUAUACGAAAUUCAAUAAAAACAACAAAAACUAUAA